Durusdinium trenchii is the source of this 2177-nucleotide messenger RNA. The record is from the annotation of a GenBank genome assembly. NCBI's taxonomy places the organism in Eukaryota, Dinophyceae, Suessiales, Symbiodiniaceae.
GGAAAGCCAUGGUCCGUCACAGCUGUUACGGCUCUUUGUGACGCAACCCGCUCUUCACUUGAGCGUGGCUCAUCACCUGCCGCAACACUGUACGACACUUUCCUGCUCGAAAUGAAGUUCUUUCUGCUUUGCGCCGUACUUUUCACGGCUGAGUCCAACAAGGUCAGCAGGUCCUUGAGGAGCACCGCUUUGAGGCUAGACGCUACUGUGGCUACAGAAGAGUCCGAAGAGAAGAACCCUUGCCCUGACGACCUGGACAACCACUACCCCGACAGCCUGGACCCCAAGUACACCAUCGUGGGCAAGAACAAGCUGGACUCGAUCUGGGACGUGGAUAAGCUCCGCGAGGCCUUGUCCAAAGAGGAGCGCUGGGUCAUUGGUGAGCCAUGGCUCCUCAAGGCCACUUUCACGAACAACGGCAACGUCCCGCGGAUGUUCGGCUUCCAAGCUGGUCAAGACAAAGGUUUCAUGAACAUCCUUGUCCCUGCCGGCUGCGUUGAAUGCACCCUGUCCUCUUCGGGACCUGUCUUGACCUCCGCACAGCAUGCGGAGUACUUGUACCGUGAUGAGAAGCCCUUCACCAGCGGUGAGGUGACGAUGUCCAACAUCUGCUUGACGCCGCAGGUCUGCAAGAACUUUGAGUGCCCUCACCCUCAGACGCAGAAGCUGAAGCCGGAGUCCUUUGGCUUUUCAGAGGCCGCCUGCUGCGAGCCCAGGAAAUGCAGCGAUGAGGUUACUUGUGCACCAACGACCCAAUGGGAGCCUCGGAAGGACUUCGACACGCGCCUGGGCUCCACUCCCCAGGGCUGCUGUGUAGCCAAGUACUGCCCAGCAGACCUUUGCGACAACAUCACUGGCUGGGACAAGAAUCCUGCCACUGGCUUGAAAGGAAGCACGAAGGAGGAAUGCUGCAUUCAGAAAGAAUGCUUGGACUGGACUUGCUCGGAUGUCCGGAUCAUGCGGAAGAAGCCCACCAUGUCGGUGGAUCCGGCCACAGGGAAGAACAUCACCGUGAAGGGUUGGGGUGAUAUUGAGUGCUGCGAAGAGAAGAAGUGCAGCGAGUUCGAAAUCCAGCCGGAGCUGAAAAGCCACUGGAAGCUCAAGGAGAAUGCCGCCGAACUGACCGGCAACGAGCUGACGGAAUGCUGUGACCCCCGUCUUUGCGGCGACUUCAGUUGCCCCAACAACACGCAGUUCCGGCCGAAGAAAUCCAACUCUGUGCUCACAGGCAGCACUGUGGAGGAUUGCUGUGAGAACUUGCUUUGUAGCACCUACACCUGCAGCAAUACCACGACCAUGCAGAAGAAGGUCAACGCGAACCAGCGCCCAGGAUCCACGGAUGAGGAGUGCUGCGAGUUGAAGUUUUGCAAGGAUUACAAGUGCAGGGACUCCAGCAAGUGGAUCCACAUCUCGGAUCAGCUCGGUGUGACCAACCUGGAUCGCCGGGGGAGCUCCGACGAGGAGUGCUGUGAGAAGAUCCUGUGCCGUGCAGAGAUCUGCAGUCCUAGCACCAGUUGGAAGCCCAAGAAAAACGUGGAGGAGAUCCUGGGUAGCAGCAUGCGAGAAUGCUGCGAGCCGGUUUACUGCGCCAACUUCACCUGUGACACGGAUGACGAUGGGGAUGGCGAUGGCACCAUGUGGUACAAGAGGGUGGACACCAACACGUACAAGUGGCAGGGCAGCACCAACGAGGAGUGCUGCUUGCCCAAGUACUGCAGCCAGUACACCACGUCCACUCCUACACAGUGGAAGAGGAAACCUCAGAAGGAUGUCCAGGGCAGCACGGACGUGGAGUGCUAUGAUCAGCUCUGGUGCACGGACUACUGCUGCGUGGGUGCUGGCUGGGUGAAGAAGCCUGCGCCGGAGACGCGCCCAGGCAGCACGGAUGAGGAAUGCUGUACUCGUGCUGAUCUGCCGGACCCGUCGAGCGUGGGUCUGGUUGGAUCGUGAAAGGCCCUGCACCCAUGCUUACGCCCAAAGACGAAGAGUCUGUGAUUCGCUUGUCUAAGAAGUUGUUCCAGCAGACUUGCACACCAAAGCGCCAACCUGCGGUGCCAUCGCUUCUCUUUCCAAUCGGGUACGAUGGGGACCCGUGUCAUCUCCAGGACACGCAUGUGAAGCAGGUGCGCUGAGUCCGAGACUCUCACCCAGCCGGAAAAAGGAAAGGACCUCGCCAA